Messenger RNA from Branchiostoma belcheri (Belcher's lancelet), 4330 nucleotides. Its product is annotated as multidrug resistance-associated protein 4-like. The transcript has 26 exons. Gene Ontology annotation, cellular component: plasma membrane. Gene Ontology annotation, biological process: transmembrane transport. Gene Ontology annotation, molecular function: ATP binding; ATP hydrolysis activity; ABC-type transporter activity. The record is from RefSeq and is a predicted model, not a curated record. NCBI's taxonomy places the organism in Eukaryota, Metazoa, Chordata, Leptocardii, Amphioxiformes, Branchiostomatidae. Bases 152 to 4207 code for a protein of 1351 amino acids.
CUCCGGAAGUGUUGACUUUGGGCUCCCAGAACCUAGCAGCAACGUGCCACACACACUUCCUAAGUCAAGUCUAAACGGUUAUGUCAUGACUGUCAUAAUUGAAAUAGUGGCAUGACAGUUUUGCCUUAGUGUGUCUUCUAAACGAUCAAGAAUGGACGACAGGGUCAGAAAGCCCAAACCCAACCCAUUGGCAACGGCUGGUCUUGUCUCCAAGAUUUUCUUCUGGUGGCUGAACCCUCUAUUUACGACCGGCUACAAGAGAACACUACAGGAAGAUGACAUGUACAAUGUCCUGUAUGACGACAGCUCACAGAUACAAACAGAAUGCCUACAAAGGGAAUGGAAGAAGGAACUGGACAAGGAAAAAGAAUCUCCCAACCGGCCGCCCAGCCUGAGACGUGCCCUGUUCAGGGUCUUUGGUGCCAAGUAUCUAACAUUUGGACUUUGUGUCCUGUUGGAUGUUGCAAUAACGGCAACUCAGCCCAUCGUGCUCGGCUGGCUGAUAGACUACUUCUCCCCCGAGAGUACCGUGACCACAACACAAGCCUACCUGUACGCCUUGGUCAUCAGUGUCUGUGCGCUGGCCGUUCCUUUGAUCAAGCAUCCUUAUAUGUUUGCCCUGAUGGCACUUGGAUGGAAGAUGAGGGUAGCCUGUUGCGGGCUCAUCUAUAGAAAGACUUUGAAGCUGAACCAGGCUGCCUUAGGGAAGAGCAACACGGGACAGAUUGUCAACCUCAUGUCUAAUGAUGUUAAAAGGUUUGAUCAGGGCUUCCUGUUCUUUCACUACUUGUGGAUUGGGCCAUUAGAGAUCCUGAUUGUGACCAUCCUCCUGUGGAGAGACUUGGGGCCUUCUUGUCUGGCCGGGUUGGGCUAUCUGUUGGUCCACCUGGCUCUGUCAAGUGUCGUUGGAAAAGUCAUUGCUAAAUACAGGAGCCAGAUAGCACAGAAAACAGACGACCGCAUCAGGACCAUGAGCGAGAUCAUCUCUGCCAUGAGGGUCAUCAAGAUGUACACUUGGGAGAAACCAUUCAGUGAAAUAGUGGCCAACCUUAGAAAGCUUGAGAUCCGAGUAAUUACCAAAGCAGCGAUGUGCAAUGGAUUGAACAUGACCUUUUCGUCCGUCUCUAUACGUAUGAUCGUCUUCUUUACUUUCGUCACGUUUACUUUGACGGGAAACCAACUCACCGCCGGAGUCAUCUUCAGGUCUAUCGGCCUGUACAACAUCCUGCAGCUGGCUGUCAUGACGUUCAUCCCGUUUGCUAUCACAAAUGUGUCAGAGUCUCUAGUCUCCAUGAAGAGAAUACAGAAAUUCCUGUUACUGGAGGACGUCGAUUGUCCAGAGACGACCACUAAUAGGAAGAGCAGUAUCUCGGUCACAUGUCCCCAGGAUGCCGGCUGUAGCAUACUGUUGAACAAGGUCACGGCUAAGUGGGAAGGGGACAGUGACCAAUUGACACUGAAGAACAUCAACCUGAAGCUUGGACCAGGUCAACUUUUGGCAGUUAUUGGGCCUGUGGGGUCAGGAAAGUCCUCAUUAUUGAGUGCAAUGCUUCAAGAGAUGCCAGCGUUGUCGGGGCAAGUCACUGUGCGAGGGAAAAUCGGCUAUGCGUCUCAGCAGCCCUGGGUGUUCUCUGGUACUGUACGGCAGAAUAUCCUCUUUGGACGCCCUUAUGAUGAACACGCCUACGAGAAAACUAUCCAAAUAUGUGCAUUGGUGAAGGACCUGAAACUCCUGCCCCAUGGUGACAUGACACUGGUUGGAGACAAAGGUGUGACAUUGAGUGGUGGGCAGAAGGCAAGAAUCAACCUGGCCAGAGCUGUUUACCAUGAUGCUGAUGUAUACUUGCUGGACGACCCCCUGAGUGCUGUUGACACACAUGUGGGGAGGCACCUGUUUGAUAGGUGCAUCCAGGGUGCUUUGAGGAACAAGCCUCGUAUCCUGGUGACGCAUCAGCUGCAAUAUCUACAGGAGGCUGAUCAAAUAAUGAUGCUGUUGGAGGGAGAACAGGUAGCUACUGGCACGUACAGUGAACUUUUGCGAUCUGGUAUUGACUUUGCCAAGAUGCUGGGAACUGAGAAAGACAAGGAAGAGGACGGAGAAAAGAUGGACAUUCCAAAUGACAGGGGUUCAUCCUCCGGACAACGUCUUUCUCAGACCUUAUCAGACAGUGACGAUUCCUUACACGUAGAAGACGACAAAGAGGAUGUGACUGUCCCGUUGUUAGUGGAAGAGGAUCGGAUGACUGGAACUGUAGGGUGGAAUGUGUACAGAGACUACUUCAAGGCCGGUGUGGGUGUCCUGGGAUGUCUGUUCGCCGUCGUUAUGAACGUUGGCUACCGUGUGGUCUACAUCAUGGCCGACUGGUGGCUAGCAUAUUGGGCACGGAAAGAAGAGCAACAUAUUGUUGCAAAGCACAACUGGAUCAACACUACCGAUGGCGACAAUACAACAUUCUCGAAUGGUUCUAGUCUAUCAGCUCUUGGAAACAUGCUUGUAACAAACAGCAGCACAGUCUUCCCAGUGGCCCCUCCCGACACACUCUUCUACGUCUACAUUUUAACCGCCUUCACUGCAGGAACCCUGGUGUUGGGCUUGGUCGUCACUUGGCAACUUUUCUUCCUCACAAUACAGUCUUCCAAAAACCUCCAUAACGACAUGUUCAACGCAAUCAUCAGGGCUCCAAUCCGGUUCUUUGACACAAACCCUGUCGGACGAGUCCUGAAUCGGUUCACCAAGGACGUUGGGAUGCUGGAUGAAAUGUUUCCAUGGACUUUCACUGAUUUUACAAAGAGUGGUCUAUCGAUAGUCGGAACCAUAAUUCUGGUUGGUAUCAUCAACCCCUGGGUGUUCAUCCCGACCCUACCUCUAUUGCUCUUUUUCCUCUACAUCCGGAAGUAUUACCUGAGCACAUCCAGGGACAUCAAACGGCUGGAGGGAACCACCCGUAGCCCAGUGUUCUCACACCUGUCCGCCACCCUGCAAGGCCUGUGGACCAUCCGAGCCUUCGGUGCUCAAGAGAGUUUCAAGCAGGAGUUUGAUGCUCACCAGGACCUGCACUCCGAAGCCUGGUUCCUGUAUCUUGCCUGUGCCCGAUGGGUAUCUGUCAGACUAGACUUUUUGGCAGCGUUGUUUGUCACUGCUGUGGCCUUCUGCAGUGUCCUUGCGUCUGAAGGUCUAGCUGGCGGUCUGGUAGGCCUAUCGGUGACGUAUGCCAUCAUCCUGACAGGCCGGUUUCAGUGGGCUGUUCGUCAGAGUGCAGUGGUGGAGAAUUUGAUGACAUCAGCAGAAAGAGUGGUCACGUACACCAAACUGGGGCCUGAAGCUCCACUGGAGACCAGUACAAAACCUCCCAGAGACUGGCCUCAGCACGGGAGGAUCGAGUUAGAGGCUGCGUCCUUCUCAUAUUCUGAAGAUGGACCUGACAUUCUCAAGAACCUGUGUUUCAGGACUCGGAGACAGGAAAAGAUUGGCAUAGUAGGUCGGACGGGUGCGGGGAAGAGCUCCCUGAUGCAGAUGUUGUUCAGGAUGGCGGAGCCACAAGGAACAGUCAGGAUUGACGGGGUGGAUGUCACCAAGAUCGGACUCCACGACUUGAGGAAGAAAAUCUCCGUCAUUCCCCAGGACCCUGUCCUGUUUUCUGGUUCCCUCAGGAGGAACUUGGAUCCCUUCAACGACUUUACAGACCAGCAACUUUGGAGUGCCUUAGAGGAGGUCCAGCUCAAACAGGCAGUGAACGAUUUGCAAGGAAAGCUUGAAUCUGAGAUGGCUGAAUCUGGGACCAACUUCAGUGUGGGCCAAAGGCAGCUGGUCUGUCUAGCCAGGGCCCUGCUCAGGAAAAACAGGAUUCUCAUCAUCGAUGAAGCAACAGCAAAUGUAGACCCGAGAACGGACCAGCUUAUUCAGGAGACCAUUCGAGAGAAGUUCAAGAACUGCACAGUGUUAACAAUAGCCCACAGACUCAAUUCUGUCAUCGACUCUGAUAGGAUCAUGGUACUACAGGAGGGCCGGGUACAGGAGAUGGGAGAGGCUCAUGCCCUGCUGCAGGACAGAGAUGGUGUUUUCACAGCUAUGGUGGACCAGUCCGGGAAGAUGUUAGCAGCAGAGCUGAGAGAAGCAGCCAGGCAGUGUUACAUGGAGAAGCACGGCACAGACGACGUUGUGGAGGAUAGAUACAUGUCUAAUGUUGAGUUUUUGACCAGUGUUUAGCGCUGUGGUCCUUCUAUUCGAGAGCAUUAGAUCCUGCUAAAGUAGCAUCUCACUAGAAUUGACAUUUGUCAUAAGGUGUUUCUCGUAUCCUGCUCUUAAGAUUUGUUGCCUUGCUUGCAGUGA